AUGAUCUUCGUAAUCGAACCUGAAAAUGCUCUGGCUACCUCACCUGGCCCAACGGCCGUCGAUCUCGAUGCUCAGAUGAUCAAUGCGAGUCCCGACCCAUUAUACCGAGAAGGGCUGUUCACCUUUACCUUGACCGAAGGAGCGAAUAUCAUCAAUCCUACACCUGCGAUCGAGAUGGCUCCACCAACUACGAUGUCCCUGGCAAGUCAAUCAGCAGUGACUAUCAUCCCUACCUCAAGUGAUGAUGUUUCAACAUCAACAAGUAAAGAGAUGAUGAUCACUCGACCUGCCAAUCCUACUCUUCCCACCACUCAAGCUAUAUUCACUUCCACUCUCUCAUCAACCUCAGAAAAAGGCGGUAUGAAGAAUGAUAAUCCUACUACGACAUACAACCAUACUACGCUGAUUGUCGUAUUCAUCUUACUGGGAUUAUCAGCUCUGGGAGUGGGAUUAUGGUAUUUCCGUCGAUCUCGUACGCGUAAAUUGAUUUCUAAUGGUCUAGCAGAUCUGGAAGCAUCAGUACAGGAAAAGAGAUUGUCUACCGUAUCAAGGAUGACUAAUAGGCGAAGUUGGAUAAAGUUGAAUGAGGAAAUUGAACAGAUCGAAAAUGAAAAAUCAAACAAUUCCCUUUCAGUUUCAUUACCUUAUUCCCCUUCUGCCAAUCAUCAAAAUCAAAGUCAAAUUGAGAAACAGGAUCAAAGCGAUAAUCAAGCAUAUGAUUACAAUAUCAACAGUCAAAUGAGAUCUGUAGGAAAUAAUCUGAAUUCAUCGUCUUAUACUUUAAAUAAGAGAAGUUCCACUAUCAAUCAUUUCCCUGCUCCACCAUCAAACUUACCUCAAUUACCACCUUUACCACUCACACCACAACCACAAUCACGACUCAAAGAGAAUGAAAAUAUAUUUGAAUCUUCCGAAGUCCAAGUUCAAGUUCCAUCGGUCACGCAAUCGCGUCACGAACCUGAAAUUGGAGUAGCCACGACGACUAGUCUACCAGCUUCUUCCAGUCGCACGGCAGUUGCCAUAGAUGCCUAUCCAGGUAGGACGUUGACAGGUUCAGGAAAGGAGAUAUCAAAGUUGAAUGAUGGAGAUGGACUUGAUUUUAGUCAAAGUCAAGAGAAUUCACCAAAAAGACAAUCCCUUCCGUAUGUCCCUCCAGUACAAGAAGCAGAACGUACUCCGACUUUCAUUUCCCUAAGUCAGAUGAACCAUGAGAAAAAAUCACCGGAUUAUAGGAGUCCUACUGAGUCUUUAUAUGUGAUAUACAAGGAGAAAUAG
Messenger RNA from Kwoniella mangroviensis CBS 8507, 1275 nucleotides. RefSeq lists its product as uncharacterized. The record is from RefSeq and is a predicted model, not a curated record. Bases 1 to 1275 code for a protein of 424 amino acids. The transcript has 2 exons. Lineage: Eukaryota; Fungi; Basidiomycota; Tremellomycetes; Tremellales; Cryptococcaceae.